Molecule: messenger RNA, 4964 nt
Organism: Wasmannia auropunctata (little fire ant)
Lineage: Eukaryota; Metazoa; Arthropoda; Insecta; Hymenoptera; Formicidae
Gene: Pten
Product: phosphatidylinositol 3,4,5-trisphosphate 3-phosphatase and dual-specificity protein phosphatase PTEN
Exons: 9
Coding region: 8-1600 (530 amino acids)
Biological process (GO): negative regulation of cell population proliferation; phosphatidylinositol dephosphorylation; phosphatidylinositol 3-kinase/protein kinase B signal transduction
Cellular component (GO): cytosol; cell projection; nucleus
Molecular function (GO): phosphatidylinositol-3,4,5-trisphosphate 3-phosphatase activity; protein tyrosine phosphatase activity
Source: RefSeq, a predicted model, not a curated record
GAAACACAUGUUCUGGGAAUUGAUGGGUAUAUGCUUUUCCUGCAGGAGACCCACCAGCGGCAGGUUGAACAGUAAAAUCUCUGAGCAUAUCUCGGCCUCCGUAACUCCUCUCCAUGUUUGUCUGGAGGAACAAAGAAGACCAGAACUGGGCUCAUGUGACGCCUCACAAGCUCACAAGCCUCAGGUUAAAAGAACCUUUGAGAAUCAAAAGGCAGAAGAAGAGACUCCCGAGGAGGUGGCGGAAGGCGAUUCGAUCGAAGUCGAGGCAGGAGAGUUAAGACACAGCCAGCCGAGUAUGGCCAAUACUAUCAGCAACAUGAAGAUGACUAAUCCCAUAAAGGGACUGGUUAGCAAGCGCCGCAAACGUUUUACAGAAGACGGUUUUAAUCUUGAUCUCACAUAUAUAAAAGCGAAUUUAAUAGCGAUGGGUUUUCCUGCUGAGAAGCUGGAAGGAGUGUAUAGAAAUCAUAUUGAUGACGUUGUUAAGCUGCUGGAAUCGAAACAUAAAGACCAUUAUAAGAUUUAUAACCUGUGUUCCGAGAGGUCGUACGAUUGCAAAAAGUUCAAGCAGAGAGUGGCUACUUACGCGUUCGAUGAUCACAAUCCACCAAAGCUGGAGCAGAUUAAGCCUUUCUGCGAGGACGUGCAGUCGUGGCUGUCCCAAGAUAAGGACAAUGUGGCCGCAGUUCAUUGCAAGGCGGGCAAAGGUCGAACGGGUGUAAUGGUGUGCUGUUAUUUACUUCACAGCAAACAAUUUCCCACUGCCACGGAAGCCCUUAAUUAUUAUGGAACUAAACGGACUCACGAUAGGAAAGGCGUAACGAUACCAUCGCAGAGAAGAUAUGUGGAUUAUUAUGCUACCCUCCUCCAAGAAGGUGUCAGUUACGAACCAGUGACAUUAUUAUUGCGUAAAAUACAACUGGAUCCGGUCCCUAUUUUAAACGGAGGUCAAGGUUAUCUGCAUUUUGUAAUCACGGAAUCAAACAAGAGGAUAUUUGCUGAUGAUUACGAGGUUCGGAAAGGUACAUCUUCUAUAUGUAUCCCAUUGCAACACACUGUCGCUCUGACGGGAGAUAUACGGGUGGAGUUCUACAACUACAAGCCAAAAAUGAAACGGAAGGAGAAGAUGUUUCAUUUUUGGUUCAACACAUUUUUCGUCCGUGAGAAAACGAAUUCAGAGUGCGACAAUGGCGAGUUACAUGUUGAAAGAUCGGCGAGGGCAUUUAGCUGCGACGGCACAGCCAUGGAAUUGCCGAUGGUUAUGUCGCACGUGAAACCUAGAGCUGGAUCGUUGGCGAGCCUCGGUCCUAUGCCGCCCACUCUCGUUUUACGGAUAGACAAGUCGGGAUUGGACAACGCGCAUAAGGAUAAAAAUCAUAAGCUAUAUAGUCCAGAUUUUAAAGUGAGUCUAUUUAUGCAUAGCGUGGGCGGGAACAUAACGCCAGCUGUGCCAGCGACGGCGAACAGAGGUGGCGACGGUGUGCAGCUGGGGAUGGGCGGGCAGGAGACGCCGAGCGAGUCGAGCGAGGGGGACAGCAGCGAGUGCGACACUACCGGCGACGAGGACGGUUGGGAAUCCGGGGAGUCGACAUAUUUGUGACUGUUGAGACUUGACUGAUGAUGGCGGGGCCGAUCGGGGCUAAACCCUGUGACGAUCAACCUCUGACCGCUGAAAACCUCCGCACCGCUUGAUUACCGAAAUCGAUUGUGUGUGCGAAACUAGAUGAAAACGACCACCAUCGCCAUCCCCGUGCCUGCCACACCACGCAUGCAUACACACCCUGCCCGCCAUCUCCCGCCCCACAAAAAAAAAACUCUUCUUGGUAUACACACACGCUGAUGCUUCACGAAAGAAAAGAGUUACGUUAUCAUUUAGAGUUAAUUUAAUUUAACGUAUUGUCGUGUGUCGCAUCGUGAUCAAGUACACGGCUUUUAUAUGAAAGAAAUAAAGCGCCAGUUCUUUUUUUUUUUUUAAUCCCGGUUGUGUCACCGGGGAAUUUCCGUGUCCCUCGGGUGUAUUUAUAUGACUCGCGACGAUCUAUUAACGAAUAAACGAUUUUGUAUAAACGCAAAUGUAUUUAUAUUAAGUAUCAAUCUAAGUUGCGACAGGGUAUUAAUUGAAUUGAAGUCGUGCUUCAGACCCAGUUUGGUCGCUGCGUUCGAUAGAUUAAGUCCUCGUCUUGGCUGCGCCAAAUAGAUAGAGAUGCUUUUAUGAAAAAUUAUAGAAAUCAUUCUCUUGAAAAGUUUUUUAUCGUGACAAAAAAUUGAGAUGAAAUAAAUAAAGGAAAGCUUGCGGAAAUGAUUUUAGCGGAAGGAGCUUUGCGUUGGAGUUUUGAAUUUGCUACACGGAGAGGCGCUUGGUUUCUUCUGUGCAAAAGCUGUUCACACCAGUGAUAGCUAGAAUUCUUAUAUAUAUAUAAAAGAAAAGACGAAUAUUCGGUAAACAUUUUCGUUUCAGUCUUGCAUGUCAAACGCGCUUUGCUGUCGGAAAUGGAUCGAUUUCGCAUACAAGUCGAGUGAGAGUCUUGAGUAUGUGAAGUACUCCCCCGAGUACUUCGAAUACGAAGAAUCCCUAAAGUACGCGCUGUCGCGUGUAACGCGAGAUGUAAAUCGAGAGUUUCUCUCUCUUUUUUUUUUAUUUAUUUAUUCAUUCUCCGAGGAGAGCAAUAACGAUAUUCGCGUCUUGCGCGCGAAUAACUUAUUUAUUAUCUUUCCCCGACGUGUUUUAUUCGUAUAUAAUAUACGUACUACGCAAGCGUUUUUUUUCUUUUCUGGUGUCUCUUCGACGAUUGAUGGACGAUUCAUUUCGACGACGCAGAUAUCCGAUUUGUCGCAACAUUUGUGUAUUCGCGCGCUGAUAUUAUUAUUACUUUAAGUUCGCUUAUAUAUAUGUAUAUUUUUUUUCGUUAUCACGAAAUUUGUCGGUUUCAUUUGUACGACACUUCUGUUUCUUUUUUUUUUUUUUUAUUACCGAUAUAAAGCAGGAUAUCAAUUAUUAUUAUUAUGGUAUAUCAGCAGUUGUUCGAUAAAAAUGCACCAUUAAUUCGUACAAUAAUUGUCUGUAGUGGUCAUCUGUUCUUAAUUUAAAUCACGUUAAAAUGAUGAGAAAAUAAGAGAAGAAAACAUGAUGACUGAUUGUUGACGUAUGCAAUUGGUGUUCAGCAUCGAAAUACAAUCGUUUCUAAGAAAAAAAAAUAGACUUUGUUAUCUAUUAUUAUUAUUAUUAUUAUUAAUUGGAUCGUUUAUGUAUUUUAUUUAUGAUCAUGUUGUACCAGGGUUUUUAAUACUCUAUUCCGAUCUUUUGUAUUAUGCCAUCGUUUAGAAGGAGGACUAACGACGAGAAAGUUAGAGAUAUAGCGUUGCGUUUAAGAACGCGUUACGAAAGAAUAGGUACGUAAGAUCCAUCAUAGCUGAAAUUACGAUUUUUACGUUAGACCGAUAAGGAUAGCAAUAAACACGUAAAUAAACGUCGUUUGAUUUACUUCUGCGCGUUUAGUAUUUAAUCAAACAAACAAACAAAAAAAUGGAAAAAAAUGAAAAGAAAAAGAAAAAAUACGAUGCCUUCUGUUGUAGUAGAAUAAAUCGAUAUGUUCGCAUGUAUUCCGCAAUAGGAGCUUAAGUUUUGUCGCUUACAUCGACACGAGUACAUCGUGACCCCGGCACGUAGAUACGACCUUUUUGUGACAUCGUCGAAUAGAGUCCGAUCUUUACAAAUUAAACAAAAGAAAAAAGGAAGUAUAAUGUAUAUCCAUCGCUAUACAUUCGUCCAUGCGAAAAUGCAUUCGAACGGACUUUGCGGAGAGAAAGAAAAAAAACUUUGCCUCCUCAGAUAGAUUCCAUUUUUCACUUACCGGAAGCUUUACUGGGACCAAUAAAACUACCUUGUAAGUUUUGCGUAUUUCUUUCUUCUUUGCUAACGGCGAUCUUAAUUUUAAGAGCUCUAUAUAUUUAUGGUAUAUAUUAUAAAUUAAUUACUCGACUCAGCCUAUAGAGUACAAAGUACGUGACUUGAUCUCAGAGAUUUAAAUAAAUUAAUUGUCUUUCUCUGCCUUUCUGAACGAGCGCGGCGUUAAAUUUUUUUUUUUUUUUUUUUUUUUGAACGACUAACGCACAUUGAGAGUAUAAUACGUUUAAGGAAUCAUGUUAACAAAGGACAGGUUUUACGUUUAAAAAAACAUUAGAAGCCUCUGAAUUUAUCGCAUAUCGAUCUAUCUACCAAUCGCAUUGACUUUCUCGUCGAACAUACGCAGUGACGCUUGAAAAUUUUCGUCGUUACAUCUGUAGGUAGCACGGUGAUUCGUAUCUUUGGAACAAAUCGUGUCAAUAUUAAUAAGUGUUGCUUUUUAUGCGGAAAGUAUUUACUUUACCCGAACUAUAACAGAAGAAUUUUAAACAGACAAAAAAGCAUAUGAAAACCUUCGAAAGCAUGCCAUAAUAAUUACGAACGUCAUAAUAAUAUCCGUUUCUAGAAUUUUUCUACUUUUGUAACGCGUAAAACUCGGUGAUAUUCUGAACGACUGACGAGGAGCGCGCGCCUUCCUUUACUCUCUCGACGACGAAUUCUUCGCUAUUAUUUAAUUCAUUAAUCUAAUCCUACUCGUAAGAUCCGAUUACAAUCUUUCGCUUCCGCAACACAACAACGAAAUAUAUGUUUUAUUUUUUUACAUAUAUAUGUAUAUUCGUUUGUUCCUAGUGCGAUUUAUAACCGCAGGUUAGACGCGGUCUAGUUGAAAAUUCGUCGAAUUUGGAUUUCACGCGAUCUUUUUAGCGUCUUAUUUUAUUAGCCCUCCCUCAUACCCCUUAAGCUGCGACUCUGGCAGUCCGAUUUAUCGUUAAUGAUUUAAAGAUAGAGGCAAUACUAUAUACUAUCCGCAGAUAGUUAAGUUACAUGUAAUAAUGCGUUCAAAUGACAAAUUGCGUUUUUUACAAUGUACCUUGCAAUAACAAUAAGUUUGAUAUUAAAA